AGAAAAGAUGUAAGUUUUUGCGAUUAAAUCUAUUUAAUUUAAAUUUGCAACAAAACUGUUUAAUAACUCAGGUAUCUAAUUACUAUUGUUCAUAUUUCAUGUAUUUUUAAAACAUUCCUUAAUUCGAUUGAAGUAUUGCUGUUGAUAACGUUUCAUUCGAACACACGUCAUGUCCAUUGUGUGCCUCGAUUUUGAAGGAAAUCUCAGAUACCCAGCAUUUACUUAAGAUUUACUCUAUUUGUUUAAUUUAGAAGAUCAUGUUGCAAACGCUAAACUUUUGAAUCCAGUUAUGUAAAGAAGCACGCUGAAAAAUGUACAAACCGACGUAUUUCUACCAAUAUUUAACAACUUUUACCGCACUAUUAACGAUCCUAACAGGUGGCAUGCAUUAUGCGUGGCCAUCACCAUCACUUCCACAAUUAACUUCAAACAAUUCGAGUUCUCUUCAAAUAACUAACGAUGAAGGGUCUUGGAUAAUCAUAAUGGAGCUAAUCUCGCCAAUACCGUCCUGUUUUCUCGGAGCUUUCAUUGUUGAUUUAAUUGGACGAAAAAAAGCAAUUUUGCUAUCAGCCAUUCCGUAUUUUUUGUCUUGGCUUAUGAUUGCUUUCGCCAACUCUGCACUGACGUUAGGAGCAGCAAGACUUCUAGCUGGGGUCUCAGACGGUAUCGCUUUUACAGUCAUACCGUUAUACAUAACGGAAAUUGCUGAUGCAAGCAUAAGGGGGUUGCUGGGAGCAGCAAUAUCAGUCAGUUGGAUUUCUGGAAUGUUGUUCAUCAACGUGGUUGGUGCUUAUUUGAGCAUCUCAACAACGGCUCUAAUCUGCUCAGUGUUUCCAAUUCUCCUAGUCCUGACUUUUAUCUGGAUGCCGGAAAGUCCGUACCAUUUGAUAAUGAAGCAUGACAUAGAGAGGGCACGAAUCGCUUUGCGGAAAUUCAAAGGAAGGAGUGACAUCGAGGACGAGUUGUCCAGGCUCCAGGAAGCGGUCAAGACCCAAAAUCAGAAGAACGCAAGUGUUUGGGAUUUAUUCAGAAAGAAGAACAACCAAGAGGGUCUCAGAAUCGUGGCGAUUGUGCGAAAUGCGCAACAAAUGAGUGGUGUGGCCGCUAUAAGUUUCUACACUUUGUCAAUUUUCAACGAAGCGGGUGAUUUUAUAUCACCAUUCACUGCGACUGUAAUUUACGUGAGCAUUCAGUGCUUCAUGACUGCUGUGUGUUCGGUACUAAUCGACAGAACCGGCCGAAGGCCUCUGCUGAUUGCUUCGUUGAUCGGUUCAGCAAUCUCUCUAUUUGUCCUAGGGACCUAUUUCUACAUCAAAGACUUUACCACCAUUGAUAUUAGUUCGUUCAAUUUCGUGCCACUUUUAGCCCUGUUAGGAUAUGUAAUUAUUUUUAAUAUCGGUGCUCAGCCAAUACCGCUGCUUAUCCAAGGGGAGCUUUUCCCAACAAAUGUUAAAGCUUUAGCGUCGUGCUUUUCCGAAGUGUAUUUUUGUAUCAUAGCUUCGAUGGUUUCCAAACUUUUUCAAACUUUGCGAGACUCGUUCGGGAUGUACCUACCUUUUUAUGGAUUUGCCGUUUGUUCAGCUGUUAAUCUAGUUUUUGUCAUAUUUUUUGUACCUGAAACGAAGGGGAAGACUUUGGAGGAAAUUCAAGCGACUCUAGGCGUCAAAAAGAGCAAAUCUGCGAGAAAACUCGUAAUAGCACAGUAGUUAUUAAGUAGUUAUUUAUAAUGAGAGAUUUAAUUCCAAAGUGUAGCAACUCCACGUUUAAUGUUUCAAGAAACGAGAAAAAACUUUUAUUUCAAUGUAAAUAUAUUAUUGUUGUGCAAAC
Molecule: messenger RNA, 1827 nt
Organism: Tribolium castaneum (red flour beetle)
Lineage: Eukaryota; Metazoa; Arthropoda; Insecta; Coleoptera; Tenebrionidae
Product: facilitated trehalose transporter Tret1
Exons: 2
Coding region: 312-1706 (464 amino acids)
Biological process (GO): transmembrane transport; carbohydrate transport
Cellular component (GO): membrane
Molecular function (GO): sugar transmembrane transporter activity
Source: RefSeq, a predicted model, not a curated record